AGCAACCAGUCAACCCGCGUUCUCAAAGGUUUUCAACCUGUCACCCCAACACAGCAUACCGAAAGAAAAUAAUGACCGGCAAUCAGGCACUCGAGGUUAACCCGCCCAAUGCACAGAUUGACAUCAACACCAACGGCUCGGACUGGCUGUGGGCGGCUUUCGCCCUCUUCAUGUUCAGCGACCUCUGCAUGAUCAGCUGGAUGUGGUUCCGCCGCACCGCUCAGCGCGUCUUCCACCUCCUCCCGAUCAUCAUUCUUUCCAUCGCGUCGGUCGUUUACUUCACCAUGGCCGCCGACCUUGGGUCGACACCGAUCACUGCUGAGUUUUACGGCAACCACCACCAGACGUACGCCGGUGAGCCCGCUACCCGUGCCAUUUGGUACGUGCGGUACGUUGGAUGGGUCUUGACAAUGCCCCUCGUCACCCUUGCGGCCCUUUUGACGACCGGAUUGGCAGCAACCGAGGUUUCAUCGACCCUGUUCAUGCAAGUUGUCGCCUUCGUCAGCUUCCUCGUCGGAGCCCUCGUAUCAUCGACUUAUAAGUGGGGCUACUUCACUUUCGGCACUGUAGCGCUCAUCUACGUCGUCGUUCAGCUAUUAGUUCCUGCUCGCGUUGCUGCAGGGACCAUCGGCGACGAUGUUCGUUCUAUCUUCACCCGCUCGGCCGCGUGUCUGUCCUUCCUCCUCAUGCUCUACCCCAUCGCCUGGGGAUUGGCUGAUGGAGGCAACGUCAUCACCUCCGACGGCGAGAUGGUCUUCUACGCCGUCCUCGACAUCAUGGUGCAGCCCGUAUUCCUCUUCGCUCUGCUCUUCCAGCUUCGGUCGAUUGACGUCGCGCGGUUCGGGCUCGCCCCUCGUCACGUGAUCGUUAACGAGAAGGCUGCUGAGGCUGCAUAAGCAAACAUCGACAGAUGAUUAGCGCCACUGUAUCGAUUUGCCCCUUUUCCCUCACGGCUUAUCACGACUAAUAUUGGGAAAGGCGGGAUGGAGCGCUUCGGCCUCUGCUGCCCUUUCACUCACGCCCCUAAUGUUGAUAAUUACGAUGCAGUAAUGUAUUGACCAAAUUCUGUUGUCAUUU
Messenger RNA from Dacryopinax primogenitus, 1077 nucleotides. RefSeq names its product heat shock protein 30. Gene Ontology annotation, cellular component: endoplasmic reticulum; plasma membrane. The transcript has a single exon. The record is from RefSeq and is a predicted model, not a curated record. Lineage: Eukaryota; Fungi; Basidiomycota; Dacrymycetes; Dacrymycetales; Dacrymycetaceae. Bases 72 to 896 code for a protein of 274 amino acids.